AUGAUCCUAAGCAAAGAUUUCAUAAAGUCUCAGAAUUUAACUAGAAUUUAAUCUACUGCUUUUCAUAUAUAUUUAGUAAAUAAUAAAGAUAAGACAUAUUUUGGAUAUAUUUAGAAAUAGAUAUACAAAAAUAACUAACAAUUAAAUGAAUUUAAAGCUGGUAACCUGCAAUUGUAAAAUGACAUCAAAUAUAUACGAAAAUUCAAUAAACCUGUAAGUUAGGGUUUCUAUGCAUUUGAGUCAUAUUAACAAUAUAAACUUUUAUCAGAACUUAAAUAUUUUGGGGAAUAAGUUAUUUUAAAGAUUUGUCAAGAUCUUCUAAUUGCUUUAUUUGCUAUUCAUUAAAAGGGAUUAUUAGGAAGAUGCUUUAAUGUUCACAAUAUUUUGCUUGUUGAAAAUUAAUAUUGUGUUAUGAUGGAAUUUGGAUUCUAUCCAGAUUUAGAAUUUUAAGUGCCAGAAAUGGUAUACAAUUAGAUCUAUAAUGAGAAAGUAGAUAUUUUUUUAUUAGGCAGAGUAAUAUUUUUUUUAAUGAUUGGAAAUGAUUUGCCAAAAUUUAAUAUGAACAAUUUAAGUGAAGUUUAAUCAGAUAUCAAUUUAUCUAUUGCUUAAACAAGUUAUUCAGAAGGUUUAAAGAAAUUAGUUAUAUCAAUGUUAUAAAUAGAUUUAAAUAAAAGAAUUGAUUAUUCACAAUUGUUUGCUAAAUUUAAAAAUAAUUAAUAUUAUUCUCAUUAAAGUAGUUCAAUAAAUAAAAUAUUUUGAUGGGCACAACUACAAAACUUAUUCAUAAAAGAGAGAAGAAUUCAAAUAAUUAUUUAGAAGAAUCGACAGCUUUUGAUAUAAAAUAAACUUUAAUAAUAAAAGUAUUAUAUUACAAUUUAAUGAUUAGAAAAUGUUUGAAGAAAGUUUGCCUUUAAUUUAAUUUAGUUUCCCUAUAAUUUAAGAAGAAAAAAGUAGUUUGAACAAUUCAUCUUAAGGUACUAGUUAAAAUAUGAGUUCACUAUAUCCUCCAGAAUUAGAAAGCUCUGCAAAAUAUACAUAGCUUCAAUAAGAUCAGAUUGUAAGCAUUUGCAAUGCUGAUUAAAAUUAAAUAUAAACUUAGUAAAAAACUCAAGAAGAUAAAAUAAAGAGUUCUCUUUUGGAAAAUGAUCUACUGCUAAGCAUACUUCCAUUUCUAAAUUCUGACAGACCUGAUGAUUUUUUGAUUUGGAAUCAAAUAUAUUUUUAUUUGUAAUUACAAUUACAUUUUUAAAAGCAAAAUAAUUAUUUAAUCUUCAUAGCUAUUUAUGGAUUGAAAAAGGCAUAAAUAAUUCUAAAGAGAGAGUACUAGAUUAUUUUAGAAUAAAAUUAGAAUGUUUAUAAUGUUCCAUAUUAGGAGUGGUUAUAAUUUAUAGCAUGUUCUGAAGAGUAUAAGAGGAUGAUUACAAAUAUAAAAUUGGACAUUGAAUCUAAUUAAAAGAUAUUAUUUUAGAAGGAUUAAAUUUAGUUAAAGAAAAUUCUUGAAUAAAAUAAAAAUGAGUAAUUUUUAUAAGAUUUAUUAUAAUAUAUUGGAAAAUAUUUAGAUGAUGUACAGCAUAUUAUUUAAAUAUUUUAGAAUUUUGACAUCAGUAAUUUUGAAGAAAUCAAGCGUUCUUAUAGAUAUAUAUUAACAAAUAAUUUAUCUUAAUUUGAUAAUUAAGAAGAUAAGAAUUAUUCAUAUAUAAGAUUGAUAAUUUUAAUGUGCAUAUUGAUUAAUAGAAUAUUUGAUGUAUAGUGUAUUCCAAAUCAUUUUAAAACAAUAUGUAAAUUUUUGAAGAUAUAAUCAAUAAAUUCAAUAGUGCAGAUAGAACAAUUCAUAAAGAAAGGGAGAAAAUAAGAAUAUAUAGAUUUAUUUGA
Molecule: messenger RNA, 1872 nt
Organism: Paramecium sonneborni
Lineage: Eukaryota; Ciliophora; Oligohymenophorea; Peniculida; Parameciidae
Source: the annotation of a GenBank genome assembly